GACUCCCCAGACCAACUCCACACGGUGAUGCAAAGGUUGCUGGCCCUCCGUGCCACCCGCACAAAGCACAGCACCUGCUGUGAAGAGUCUGUUUUCCCCGUCCUUGAAUCUGCGCUGUCUGGGUAGCUUGCUUUGAUCAACAGAAUGUGGGAGAAAUGAUGCCUUAGGAUUUUGUCACCGAAAGGGUGCUGGCUGUCCACAACUAAAAUACUGGCUCCUACUGCUGUGCGGGUUGCUGACUUACUGGAAUUCUUCAGUGGGAGAGACAGAACAAAGGUCAGAACAUAUUGAUAAAGCAAGACUUCCGGGGGCUCUCACUUCGUCAGCGCAGCCCUCUGCUCUGGAGCCCCCAGGUGCUGAAUCCCGUGCCCCGGGAACCCAACGGGAGCAGGAGUAGAAGGAGAGACUCGCCUUGGAAACUCUACGUCCCGGAAAGAUGCAAAGCCUCAGGCCGGAGCAGAUCCGAGGACUGCUUGAGCCCGAGAGGACCAAGACGCUGCUGCCCCGGGAGACCAGGGCCUGGGAGGAGCGCGUCGCCCUCGCCAAGGACGGGGCAGCUGUGCAGGUUGGGGCCUCCGGCAGGGACGGUGACCAGAAAGGCCUGUCUUCUUCAGAGCCUGGGCUGGCGCAGGAGUGGAACGUGGUGGAGGGAGACGAGUCCGAGGACUCGCAGGGCUUUGUGGAGUGGUCGAAAGCUCCACAGCAAACCACCAUAGUCUUGGUAGUGUGUGUCCUGUUUUUGUUCCUGGUUUUAACAGGGAUGCCUGUGAUGUUCCACAUUUAGCUACGAUGCGGACGAUUGUUCUGAAAUUGAUCACUCUUUUUGUUAAGGAAACAUCUUGGUUAAAAGUCAGCAAUAGGUUUAUUAGCAAAUGCCUUUUAAACAUCCAUCAAGAUGAUUUUU
Messenger RNA from Enhydra lutris kenyoni (northern sea otter), 904 nucleotides. RefSeq names its product small integral membrane protein 17. NCBI's taxonomy places the organism in Eukaryota, Metazoa, Chordata, Mammalia, Carnivora, Mustelidae. Bases 437 to 784 code for a protein of 115 amino acids. The record is from RefSeq and is a predicted model, not a curated record. The transcript is spliced from 7 exons.